AUGUAUAGGAAACCUUAUGAUGCCCUGACAAAUUUAGUCAGACCUCUAAUUGAGUUGGUAUUUUCGAAGGACAGUACCCAAGGUUACAGCGUUAAUAGUAUUUUCAUGGUUAUUUUGAAUUGGGAGAAGAAAGCUAGGGCAUUCAAAUCGAGAACCUUGAGAAGGCCUGUUGUGUUGCCGAGUGGUCCCCGAGUUUGGAAUGGAAGGUUUUGA
Messenger RNA from Trichobilharzia regenti, 213 nucleotides. The record is from the annotation of a GenBank genome assembly. NCBI's taxonomy places the organism in Eukaryota, Metazoa, Platyhelminthes, Trematoda, Strigeidida, Schistosomatidae.